AUGCGCUUACUCCAACAGCCAUCAGCAAGCCGCACGGAUCAGCCUACUCAGCUUGACAACAGUGGGCCUUCCAACAAGUCGCCUACGGAGGAGGAUAUUCCUCUCCCAGAACAGUCACACUCACCGUCCACCCCGGCACGAUCCAACAAUCCAGGUCCCCUCACCUCCCCACUGCCGGGAUCUCCUUCUCCGGCACCUGGGCCCAAGACAAUGUUACCACCUCAGAGUGCUGCCACUCGCCCCAAAUCCUUUGUCGAGUCAGUGACUCCGGACCAAGCCCCGAGGACGGCACCUACAGCACGUCCUCCCAAGCGGGACGGUUGUUCCACUGCAGAGUCUAUCACUCCGUCCUUGACUGACACGCAAGGUUUGGGGAGCCAAUCCAAUGCAUCUAUCCCGUUGGUCUUCCCCAUCUUCCGCCACCCUCACCAGUCUCCUCCCUCCGUCCCGGUUAAGGGCAAGAAGGGUAAGAAGACAUCAUUGGCCGGCCGUGGAGCUUCCCGCUCCACGGCAGGGCAAUGA
Cylindrotheca closterium is the source of this 522-nucleotide messenger RNA. Lineage: Eukaryota; Bacillariophyta; Bacillariophyceae; Bacillariales; Bacillariaceae. The record is from the annotation of a GenBank genome assembly.